CUGCGCAUGUCCGUGACACAACUUUACUUGCACAUGCGCAGUCCCCGCUGAGUAACAGCAGUAAAGUAAUGAUGGCGUCCUCAGCAGCUCGCUGCUCCACUCGUUGGAUAACAGUUGCUGUGUCCUCUGGUCACCGUCGUGCUUGUCGUGCUCUGGCCCCUUCUUCCAAUGGAGGCUCAAGAAGUCUGUCGACUUUUGGAGCACAGAAAUUCUGGCCGGGAAGCAAUGCAAUGCGUGGAGGCACGGGGAAUGCGUUGACAUUGAGAGGGCUAUCAGGUGUUAAAUCUCCCCAUGUCAUCUGCACACUGUCCUUCCACACAAGUGCCCCAGCCUCCAACAAACAGGACUUCUACACGGUGUUGGAGGUACCACGCACUGCCACCCAGAAAGAGAUCAAGAAAGCGUAUUAUCAGAUGGCUAAGAAGUAUCACCCUGACACCAACAAGGAAGACCCUAAGGCCAAGGAGAAAUUUGCUCAGCUGGCUGAAGCUUAUGAGGUGCUGAGUGACGAGGUGAAGAGGAAGCAGUAUGACACGUACGGGGUGGCAGGGUUCGACGCCAGCCAGGCGGGCGGUGGUGGACACCAGCAGUACUGGAGCGGACAGGCCAACAGCGUGGACCCAGAGGAACUGUUCCGCAAGAUCUUUGGGGAGUUCUCUGGAAGCCGUGGCUUCGGCGACUUCAAUGCCGUAUUUGAUCAGCCCCAGGAGUUUAUCAUGGAGCUGACGUUCACCCAAGCUGCCAAGGGGGUCAACAAAGAGAUGGCGUUCAACACUGAGGCCAGCUGCCAGCGAUGUGAUGGCAAAGGGAGCGAGCCUGGCACCAAGGUUGUGCACUGCCACUACUGCAACGGCUCUGGCAUGGAGACUGUGAACACGGGCCCCUUUGUGAUGCGGUCGACAUGCCGUCGGUGUAAUGGGAAAGGCACUGUGAUCUCCACCCCAUGUAACUCCUGUCACGGGACCGGACAGACCAGACAGAAAAAGACAGUAAUGGUCCCUGUCCCAGCAGGUGUUGAGGACGGUCAGACGGUCAGGAUGCCUGUGGGGAAGAAGGAGGUGUUCAUCACGUUUCGGGUCCAGAAGAGUCCAGUGUUCAGACGGGACGGCGCAGACAUCCACUCUGACGUGCUGAUCUCUGUGGCUCAGGCUGUACUGGGGGGCACGGCCCGGGCACAGGGCCUCUACGAGACAGUCAACCUCUCGAUCCCUGCUGGGAUCCAAACAGACCAGAGGAUCCUCCUCUCUGGGAAGGGCAUCGCACGGAUCAGUGGCUAUGGUUACGGAGAUCACUACGUCCACGUCAAAGUCCGAGUCCCCAAGAUCCUGACAGACAGACAGAAAGCUCUGCUCAUGAGCUAUGCAGAGGAUGAGACUGAAGUGGAGGGGACAGUCAAUGGUGUCACAAGCACCACUGCAGGUGGGGGCAGUGGUAAGCAGCCUGAGGCAGGGCAGGACAGGCAAGAGGAGGUAGGAGAGAGCAAGCAGGAGCAGGGCUUCUUCACCAAGUUAAAACAAUUGUUUAGUUCCACCUGACAGUCACAAACCAGGUAAAAGGUCCACUGGGAACUGAGGCGAGUGUCCGAGGGUAGAGAGAUGAUGCCCUAAGAAGACAGCCGCAAGGAGAGACCAGAUAUGGGGACAGGUGGUGGGAGAGUGUUGGAGGGAUGAUGUCUACUGUAUCCUACUCUGGCACUGGACAAGACCGGUUACCCCAGAUCUACCUUCACAGAUCUCCUUUCAUCCUUGAUCAGUUCCAUAGCAGUGGAAGACAAUGGACUGAAACAGAAUGUGGUCCUAACUCAUACCUGCUGCCUAAAACCCAAAUCCAAGAGGAAAUAUGCUCUGGAAGUACCAGGAAGUGACUGCCCCUUAGGCUUGUAGUUUUUUGGAUGGUGUUAAAUGUGCAAAAAUGUUGCGCAAUGGUCUUCCAACAUAUCAUAAAAGGCAUCGGGCAGAAGUACAUUCAUCCACAAAUAUAAUUCUACAUCUUAAAUGACCACAUGUUCAAAAGAUUGGGGUAUGUGAUCCGUACGUAAAGUGAACGGGGCGGCAAAUUUAACAGGGUAUUCCAUAGAUUUUCCUAAUGUUCCUGUCCAUCAGAUUCCUAACCGUGUGAUAGCAGCGCAGUCAGUCAAGGUAUGGUCUGUCUGCUGUCUUUGAGGAAUGCACUGUUGCCAGUGAUGGCUAAAAACAUGGAUAUACAAAACAUUAGACACCUCCAUAAUAUUGAGUUGCACCCCCUUUUUCCCUCAGAACAGCCUCAAUUCAUCAGGGAAUGGACUCUACAAUGUGUCAUGCGUUCCAUAGAGAUGCUGGCCCAUGUUGACUCCAAUGCUUCCCACAGUUGUGUGAAGUUGGCUGGAUGUCCUUUGGGUGGUGGAUCAUUCUUGAUACACACAGGAAACUGGAAAAACCCAGCAACACUGCAGUUUGUGACACUCAAACUGGUGCGCCUGGUACCUACUAUCAUACCCUGUUCAAAGGCAUUUCAAUCUUUUGUCUUGCUCAUUCACUCUGAAUGGGUCACACACACAAUACAAGUUUGUGGUCUCAAAGCUUAAACUUCCUCCUUUAACCUGUCUCCUCCCCUUCAUCUACACUGAUUGAAGUGUCAUUAAUAAGGGAUCAUAGCUUUCACCUGGUCAGUCUGUCAUGGAAAGAAGUUAUUCCUAAUGGUUUGUACACUUAGGGUAUAAGAAUAGAAAAUCCAUUUGAUUUAAAAGGCCUGUGCUGCAAUAAGGAGCUUUGUUAUGGUUGAGAUCCUCCUGAUUUCUUAAUGUGUAAUAAGUUCUGUAAAGUUAACUCUGCUUCCUAUCUAGCUAGCCACUGCAAUGAGUUGUACCAACCUAGUAACAGCAUUAGUACUGUCAAACAGCUAUGGUGAGAUAAAGAGGAAGUUGUCUGGCUGAUAUACCUUUCUGUUACAUAAGUGUCAUAUGUGUGGAGAUGCAUUUGGGUCUAAGAACCCAGUCAUCCAGGAUGGGCAUGACUCAAACCAGUUGGAUCAGAUGUGGCUGGACCUCUUCCCUCCUACUCUGCUCCUCGUCAACCCUUUCUCUCUUGAUGAAUCUGAGAAUUCACUCAAAGCAGCACACUUUCAUGUACCUCCAUUCUGCCUCGUUAUUUGUAAAUACAGAGCUGUUGAUAUUGCAAUCAUACCAAUGUGUCAUGUUAGAGAAGUAAAUAACAUCUAUAAUUAAAGUGAAAUCUAAAUGAA
Molecule: messenger RNA, 3219 nt
Organism: Oncorhynchus nerka (sockeye salmon)
Lineage: Eukaryota; Metazoa; Chordata; Actinopteri; Salmoniformes; Salmonidae
Gene: dnaja3a
Product: DnaJ heat shock protein family (Hsp40) member A3a
Exons: 11
Coding region: 69-1535 (488 amino acids)
Biological process (GO): negative regulation of apoptotic process; mitochondrion organization; response to heat
Cellular component (GO): mitochondrion
Molecular function (GO): protein kinase binding; ATP binding; heat shock protein binding
Source: RefSeq, a predicted model, not a curated record